CCUGGUGGCUGAGACGGGCCAUAUUAAGAUCACAGAUUUCGGUCUCGCACUUGAGAACAUGCUUGGAGACCGCACAGCCACCGAAUAUGCUGGGACAGAAGGCUAUGUGGCUCCUGAGAUGCUGGCUGGGGAGGAGUAUGGCGUCGGAGUGGACUGGUAUUCAUUUGGUGUCAUCUUAAAUGAAAUGAUUACCAGUCAGCGCACAACACGCUCCGGCGCUAAAGACAUCAUUAAAAAGCUCCUCCUGAAAGAUCCUGCCAAGCGCUUAGGAGUCCACGGGAACAUCCGAGGCCAUCGUUUCUUCCAGCAUAUUGACUGGGUCUCAGUGGAAGCCCUUCGGAUGCCCCCACCACACAUCCCUGUACCAUCUAUACCUCAACUCUGUCCCAGGCAAUUUUACCUGGACAGAAUGGAGGCAGCAGCAGCAGCAGCCAAGAAGGGACCUUUACCAUCUAAAGAUCAGGCCAUUUUCAGAGGGUUUUCAUUUGUCACCUGGUAAACCCUCCACCCGCUCUAAUGUCAUCAGAGCAAGAUGUCCUCCUGAGCUCCUGGAGAAGAUUGAUGGACGGACAGAAGAAUGGACCCAGCAUGAAGACCAUGAAGAAAUAUGAAGACUGGACCUGCGAUUGGCACUGGGCUGAAGAAAAACAUCCGGAACACAC
Bufo gargarizans (Asiatic toad) is the source of this 662-nucleotide messenger RNA. RefSeq names its product protein kinase C delta type-like. The record is from RefSeq and is a predicted model, not a curated record. The coding region runs from base 59 to 499 and encodes 146 amino acids. The transcript is spliced from 5 exons. Gene Ontology annotation, biological process: protein phosphorylation. Gene Ontology annotation, molecular function: ATP binding; protein serine/threonine kinase activity. Lineage: Eukaryota; Metazoa; Chordata; Amphibia; Anura; Bufonidae.